AUCGCCUCUCAGCCUCUCAACCCUCUCUCUUUUUGCCAACUCUCUCUCUCUCUCUCUAUAUAUAUAUAUACAACAAUGGCCAGAUUCAGCAGCGUCGUUUUGGUGCUAAUGGCUUCUCUCUUGUUGGCCUCAACAAGGGCACAAUCCCCUACUUCACCCUCUAAUGCUACCGCACCGCCCCCUGAAUCUCCAAAGAACCCUCCACCUUCCCCCUCUAAUGCUACCGCACCACCCUCUAAUGCUACCACAAAUGCCACCAACGGCGCCGUUUUGAAUAGAUUCUCCGCUGCCGGAUCUGUGGCCGUUGGGUUUUUCGCUGCUGUCUUGGUUAUGUAGAGUGGGUUUUUAAUUAUGAGUAUUUUUAGUGUGUGUUUAUGGAUUUUGUUGUAAAUGCAUGAGUUGGUGGAUGACCACCAUACCUCUUAGCAUUCACCAUUUUUAAUUUUAUGUAACCUAUACACUAAAUACCAUAGUUAUGUGCUUGUAACU
Prunus avium (sweet cherry) is the source of this 489-nucleotide messenger RNA. NCBI's taxonomy places the organism in Eukaryota, Viridiplantae, Streptophyta, Magnoliopsida, Rosales, Rosaceae. The record is from RefSeq and is a predicted model, not a curated record.